UGACGCCAUUACUCUCUUCAACGGGUCAUUUUUGACAUGAUUUAUCCCCAGUUUUAGUUUCUUCACCUGCUCUGCUCUUUUGGCUAGUCCCUCCCUCUCUCUACACACUCUUCCAAAUUCAAUGGCUCUCCGCUCUCUUGCAACCAGAAACACCCUAGGCUCAGCCUACAAGGCUGCAGCUCUGGGGAUUGCUCAAGUGCGCGGGCUGAAGACUUUCACUCUGCCAGAUCUCCCCUACGACUAUAGCGCUCUUGAGCCUGUUAUUAGCGGCGAGAUAAUGCAGCUUCAUCACCAAAAACAUCACCAGACUUAUAUUACCAAUUAUAAUAAGUCUCUUGAGCUUCUUAAUGAAGCUAUGGAAAAGGGCGACUCUUCUUCUGUUGUUAAGUUGCAGAGCGCUAUCAAAUUCAACGGAGGAGGUCAUAUCAACCACUCCAUUCUCUGGAACAAUCUUGCCCCUGUUCGUGAAGGAGGUGGUGAACCCCCACACGGUUCCCUUGGUUGGGCCAUCGACACAGAUUUUGGUUCUUUGGAGAAGUUGAUACAGAAAAUGAAUACAGAAGGCGCUGCUGUCCAAGGAUCUGGAUGGGUGUGGCUUGGUGUCGACAAAGCAUCCAAGAAGCUUGUUGUUGAGACAACUGCAAACCAGGAUCCAUUGGUAACUAAAGCACCAACUUUAGUUCCUUUGCUUGGUAUUGACGUUUGGGAGCAUGCUUACUACUUGCAGUACAAGAAUGUGAGACCAGAUUAUCUAAAGAACAUAUGGAAGGUAAUGAACUGGAAGUAUGCAAGUGAGGUAUAUGCGAAAGAAUGCCCGUCAGCUUAGAGCGCUUUCAGUUGUAUGAUGGGAGUAGGCUUGUGCCCCAGGUUGAAAGAUGAAAUAAGAUGAAAUGAUGUGUUGUAUAAUGUCUCCCAGUUUUCCCCAUCGGACCUCUUGUCAAUCACUGGUUUACUGGUUAUCCAGUUUAUGAAUCCGAAACGCUGCUUUGCUCA
Molecule: messenger RNA, 993 nt
Organism: Ricinus communis (castor bean)
Lineage: Eukaryota; Viridiplantae; Streptophyta; Magnoliopsida; Malpighiales; Euphorbiaceae
Product: superoxide dismutase [Mn], mitochondrial
Exons: 6
Coding region: 122-826 (234 amino acids)
Biological process (GO): superoxide metabolic process
Cellular component (GO): mitochondrion
Molecular function (GO): metal ion binding; superoxide dismutase activity
Source: RefSeq, a predicted model, not a curated record